Nematolebias whitei (Rio pearlfish) is the source of this 2639-nucleotide messenger RNA. Its product is annotated as aminopeptidase O (putative). Lineage: Eukaryota; Metazoa; Chordata; Actinopteri; Cyprinodontiformes; Rivulidae. Gene Ontology annotation, molecular function: zinc ion binding; metalloaminopeptidase activity. The record is from RefSeq and is a predicted model, not a curated record. The transcript has 16 exons. Gene Ontology annotation, cellular component: nucleolus.
AUGGAGCCAGAUGGGGACCUAAAUCCAGACAAAGACGACCUUCCGCUCCGAGCUAAUACUAACCACAUUCUUGUCAGACAUUAUGUGCUGGACCUGACAGUUCAUUUUGACAAGAAGGUCAUUGGUGGAAGUAUUGUUUUGUUCCUGGAGCCUUGCUCUGCAGGGGGCACAAAGGCUGAUGAUGACAUUGAGCCUGGAGCUGGUGAUAUUGGGACUAAAUUUCAGGACUUUGGUGCAAUGGGGGCAGGUACAACAGAGCACAGAAACCCUGAAACGGGGAAGGAGAAGCUGUUUGACAAAGCUGAAUUACAGCCCGAGUGUGGAUCCCAGACUGAAAGUGACAACAGUAACGUUCAAGCUUCACAACUGUGGCAAAACACAGGUGAUUUCACCUUAGUGCUGGACUGCUGUGACCUCGAUGUGUCAAAGGUGGAAGAGGUGGACAUCAUUUCUGUGUUGGACCACCUUCCAAACGUUGCAUCUGAAAGUUCAGCAUCAGUGAGUCCACAGGAAGCCUUCAUUCAGAAGCUUUUAUCUACACAUUCUGAACAGUGGAGACAGAAGCAUCGGUUAUUUUCGCUGUGCAGCCAUGCUCCUGGUGCUCCAGAUGGUGGCUCACUGCAGUUUAGUAAAGAUCGCUGGAGUCUGCAGGUGAGGAAGAUGGGGGUAAAGACACCUCAGGAGUUCCCCUGUGUUAUCAGAAUCUUCUACAGGACAAGACCCUCAGGAGGCUCGGUGAGAUGGACCAAGGAUCAAGACAGGAGGGUGUGUGUUUACACUGCCGGUUCUCCCAUCAACAACCGAGCCCUCUUCCCCUGCCAGGAGCCGCCUGUUGCCAUGUCAACAUGGCAGGCAACAGUACGGGCCCCCAGUGAGUGUGUGGUUUUGAUGAGCGGGGAGGAUCAGGCUGUUCCUGCUGAGGACAGGGACACACAUUCCUUAAUCUGGAAUUAUUAUGUCACAAUGCCCAUGCCUGCAUCCACCCUUGCUUUGGCAGUGGGUUACUGGUGCCAGGUCACAGCAGAAACCUUUCCAGUGCAAGAAAAAGAGGUUGAAGUUGGGGCAGACUGUGGCAAACCUAUUGCUGGGUUUGUUGAACUGACUGAGUCCGGACUGGGAGGCUCCUCUAGUGAAGUCCUAAAGGGCACACAGCUUCAGACUGGCAGAGGAGACCAGACCACCAGGAUUGACUCUGCAUUGUGUCACUCAUCUCUUGAGAAUGAGAACCUCACUGCAGCUGAUUAUUUAAGCAUGGCAGAUGACGGCAUUUCUUGUUCCCAUGGCGACUACCCUUGCCGGUUUGCUGAACGGUCGGCUUGGUCCCAGCGGGUGAUUCCACACCGUGUAUUUAGCCCGGUCUGCCUGCUCCAGAAGGCCCAGGCUGGUGUCCUCAAGCUGUUGCCCCAGUGUCUGGCUGCAGCCCAUGACGUCCUCGGGGUUCACCCCUUUCCCCGUCUUGAUGUUCUCAUCGUCUCAGCAGAGUUCUCCAGUCUUGGCAUGGCCAGCCCCCAUAUAAUCUUCCUGUCCCAGAGUGUUUUGUGCCCUGGAAAUUCUGAUUUUGGAGUGGGAAGCCUGUCUCUAUGUGGGUCCAGGAUUUGCCAUGAGAUUGCCCACUCCUGGUUUGGCCUUGUGAUUGGAGCCAGAGACUGGACUGAGGAAUGGAUCAGCGAGGGCUUUGCAACCUGCCUGGAGGACAUUAUAUGGGCUCAAGCACAACAACUGUCUUUACAGGAGAGAACAGAGCAAUUUGACCUAAAGGCACUGCUGAGGUGGAGAAGACUUUCUGAUGAGCUGCAGAACUCAAAGGAGGAACUUCAGAUCCUGUUGGAGUUUCUCCAAAUUUGCAGCGAUAUUUAUAUGUUUUUUCCUUAUUUUGUUUUGUUCUUUGUUUAGGGCUACUUCCUCCUCAGAUUCUUGGCCAGCCAAGUGGGAGAGCAACAGCUAAUUGACUUUUUGAGAUUAUUUGUAAAGAAAUACCAUGGGCAGCUUGUUUUGUCUCAGGAUUUCCUGAAAAUGUUCCUUGUUGUCUUUUCCCACAUGGUGAGAAAAAGCCUCACCCUUCAGGGUAUUUACGCUGACUGGCUUGAUCCACCGGGAAUUCCAAAGUGGCUGCAUGAAAGGAGCGCCGUGUGGACACAGGCAAGGCUGGUGGAAGAAGUCAAAGCAGAGGUUGUAAAAUGGAUUCUCUCCAGUCGGAGUCACCAGGGGAAGGGCAGAAAGCGGAAGAGACUAGAGCCCAAGGUGAACUACAAAGAGCUGACGUCAGACCAGCUAGUGAUGCUUUUGGAACUUCUGCUGGAAGAAUCGGAGCUAAGCGUGGCAUUAAUGCGUGCUCUGCAAAGAACCUACAGCCUACAGAAACAAGACGCUGAGGUUCGACAUCGCUGGUGUGAGCUGGUGAUAAAACACGCCUACUCUCAGGCUUACGGAGAUGUUGAACAUUUUCUGCUUCAUGAUCAGGCUAUGGGGGUGUAUCUUUACGGGGAGUUGAUGGUUCAGGAGGACCCUGAGCAGCAGGCUCUGGCUCGUCGCUGCCUCUCAUUGGUCCAGGAGGAAAUGGACCAAUCAGCACGCAGGGUGGUAGAGGAGAUGAUCCUGUGACAUUCGAGAUUUCAGAUUGAACAGAAAAGGCGAGCGUA